AUGGUUCAGAAUCUUAAGGACACCUUGAGGAAUGUGAGAGGUAGAUGGGUAAAGACGUCAUGCUUAUUCCUAUGGUUAUCAGCUGUGGGAUGGCUUCUCUUUACCUUUACCAGAACAAUAAAACUUCAAGAGUUCCAGAACCUUCCAAAUACAGUGGAGUACACCAUAGAGCUGAAGAAAUACCAAAGCAUUGCCCACUUCCCUCGAGGAGUCUUGUCACUUCCCGGCCCAAGGGAACUUCUUCAUCUCAAGGAUUUCAAGUUCUACAAUAGUAAACUUAAUGUGUGUAAGAGUAAAAACUCGCUUGUUCUCGCACUAGUCCACACGGCUCCUAAUCAUUUUGUACAUCGGAAAAUAAUUCGAAGUACGUGGGGUUCGGUACAUCACUUUCGAAAUUUAACGUUUAAUGUUGCUUUCCUUCUUGGCCAAACUAACAGAAGACUACAGUCGAGAAUUAACCAAGAAAUGAAACAGCACUGUGAUAUUAUUCAGGGUUCCUUCGUGGAUUCAUAUAGAAAUUUGUCUUACAAACACAUGAUGGGCUACAAGUGGGCCAUGGAGUUUUGUCCGAACGCCAUAAUGAUAUUCAAAGUAGAUGAUGAUGUAUAUGUUGACAGUUUCCAGAUUUUAAACUUCCUCUAUUCUACUUUCGGUUUGAAACCCUUCAAUAUAUUAGCUUGUUCUGUCAUAUCCUCCGGCACUUUAACUCACAGGAGCGGAAAGUGGGGUGUCAGUCGAAGUGAAUUCAGUUUCGAUAUGUACCCUGAGUACUGUUCUGGAAUGGGGUACUUCGUUUCUUUAGACAUUGUCAAAGACAUUCUCGCAGCAAGUAGAUAUGCCCCAUUCUUCUGGAUUGACGAUAUAUUUGUAACAGGUCUAGUAGCUGAGGUACUGAACUUGAAUAGGCUGCCCAUCAACGCGCAUACUUCAGAUAGGCCCGAAGAAAUGACCAAAUGGUUACGGCAAGGAAAAGGACCAAGUCCAUACAUGUUAGGAUUAAUAAGUCCACAUAACGGAAUGGAAAUUCUUGCAGCUUUAUGGAAUAAAACAACAAUUAGGGCGAAUAACUACACUGGGAAUCUUUAUAUUAAAAACAAUCCUAAGUAUUUGUGUUGA
This is a messenger RNA of Limulus polyphemus (Atlantic horseshoe crab), 1116 nucleotides long. RefSeq names its product beta-1,3-galactosyltransferase 5-like. The transcript has a single exon. NCBI's taxonomy places the organism in Eukaryota, Metazoa, Arthropoda, Merostomata, Xiphosura, Limulidae. Gene Ontology annotation, molecular function: hexosyltransferase activity. The record is from RefSeq and is a predicted model, not a curated record. Gene Ontology annotation, cellular component: membrane. The coding region runs from base 1 to 1116 and encodes 371 amino acids.